UUAGAUUUCCAAUGCAAGACAAAUACUAAGUCAUUCUCGUCCAAAAAUUAUGUAGAGUUUUAUAAGUAGUUUAUUUACACGUUCAUCAUUUCAUCACUACGCUACGCCUUACUCUCUAACUAUCUCUCUCUCUCUAUCGCUCUCGCUCUCUGCCAAUGGCGCCUAUGAAGAUCCUCAUGCUCUUGGUGGUGCUACUUGUAAGCACCACCUCCUUCGCCGCCGCCGAUGACCGCCCCGACGUCGAUGACGUCCCCCGAUUUGCCCGGUGGCUCGUCCACCAGGGCAAGUGGGGGGUCAUCUCGACCAACUCCCCGGUCUUUGUACCCCACGGGUACAUUGCAUCCUACGCGGAUGCAGGCACGGGGAGCCCCUACUUCUACCUCUCCACCCUCGACCCGGUCGGGAUGGUCGUCCCGACCGACUCCCGAGCCAGCCUCACCGUCACUGAGAUAUCCUUUGACGGCUGCCGGGGCCAGGAGGCGCAGAAUCCCUCCUGCACAAAGAUCAGUCUCUCCGGCGAGCUUCUCAAGCUUCCCGGAAACUCCAAGGAGGGCCGCAAGGCGGAGCGGGCUUUAUUCAAAGCCCACCCCUCCUUCUCCGGCUUCCCGAAGAUGAACGGCACCUUUGCCGUCUACAAGCUGCUUGUUGACGAGAUCUUCCUCGUCAACAAGAUGGUGCCGCCCCGGGAGCUCACCGUCGAGGACUACUUUGACGCUUGACAGGAGGAGCCGGAGGAGGAGUAGUAGUAGUAGGAUUUGCGUUUUUUUUUUGUUUCUAAUCAAUAGGAGUACGUACUUGUCCGUACUCCUACUUAAUUAAUAAUUAGUACUACUGUUCCCAUGUUUGUAAUAUAGUAUUAA
Molecule: messenger RNA, 860 nt
Organism: Salvia hispanica
Lineage: Eukaryota; Viridiplantae; Streptophyta; Magnoliopsida; Lamiales; Lamiaceae
Source: RefSeq, a predicted model, not a curated record